CUCCCGGGCACGCCCCGUGGGCGGAGCUGUAUCGGUGAGGGCUCAGGCUGCCGGCUCCAUGCGCCCCGGGACCCGGCCGUGGUACCAUGAGGAGCGGCUGCAGCUGCGGGGCCGUCCCGGGCCUCCUCCUCCUACUGGCGCUGGGGAGCCGCACCGGGAGAGCAUUGCCCCCCUCCAGCUGUGAGGAGAACCAGUUCCAGUGCAUGAACCAGCGCUGCAUCCCCAGCCUGUGGCGGUGUGAUGAGGAUGAUGAUUGCUCCGAUAACAGUGAUGAGGAAGGCUGCCCAAAGGCAACCUGCGCAGAAAACGAGUUCACCUGCGACAAUGGCCAUUGUGUCCUGGCUCGCUGGAAGUGCGAUGGGGACGAGGAGUGUCCUGAUGGGAGUGACGAGUCCGAGGCCACCUGCAGUUACCUGAAGCAGGUGUGCGCUGCAAAGAAGUUCAGUUGUGGAGAAUCCAGUAAUAAAUGUAUCCCAGCAACCUGGAGGUGCGAUGGCGAGAGGGACUGCGAAAAUGGCGUGGAUGAGAAGGACUGUCCAACUGGUUGCCCCCGUGGUGAGAUCCAGUGCGCUAAUACACUGUGUGUCGCUGCCAGCUUUGUGUGUGACGGCGUCGAUAACUGCGGUGAUGCCAGCGAUGAACAUGAUUGUGCAUUAGUCACCUGCAAACCAGGACAGUUCCGCUGCGGGAAGGGCGUCUGUAUCCCAGAAAAGUGGGUGUGCGAUGGACAGGCUGAUUGCGUGGAUCAGUCUGAUGAAUCGGAGGAUCGCUGCGGUCUGAAAAGUCAGCCACAGGCGGUGACGCAGUGCGGGGCGCAGGAGUUCCGAUGCAACAACGGCAAAUGUAUUCAUCUGAACUGGAGGUGCGAUGGAGACCACGACUGCAAGGACAAUUCCGAUGAGAUGGAUUGCCCCGCGGCUACCUGUCGCCCUGAUGAAUUCCAGUGCGGCGAUGGGUCAUGUGUACACGGGAUGUAUCAGUGUAAUGGAGUCAGAGAUUGCGCCGAUGGCAGUGACGAGGCCGGAUGCCACUCUGCUGUGAACGUGCCGUGCGACACAGACGGGACAUUCCAGUGUAAGAACGGCGAAUGCAUUGACAUCCGGAAAGUGUGCGACUCUCGCCAAGACUGCCGGGAUUGGUCUGAUGAGCCUUUGAACGAAUGUGGUGUGAACGAGUGUCUGAUGAAUAACGGCGGCUGCUCGCACAUCUGCAAAGACCUGAAAGUCGGACACGAAUGUGACUGUCCCACCGGCUACAAGCUUAUCGACAAAAAGACCUGCGGAGACAUAGACGAGUGUGAGAACCCGGACGCGUGCAGCCAGAUCUGCGUGAACUAUAAAGGGGACUACAAGUGUGAAUGUUACGAGGGAUAUCAGAUGGACCCCGUCUCCAAAACCUGCAAGGCUGCUGGGCAGAGCCCAUACCUGAUCUUCACAAACCGCCACGAGCUGCGGCAGAUUGACCUGGUGCACAGAGAUUACUCGCGGCUCGCCUCCCAGUUAAAAAACGUUGUGUCUCUGGAUGUAGAAGUGAUCAGCAAAAAGAUUUACUGGUGCGACCUUUUCCAUCGCAAGAUAUACAGCGCCCCUGUGGAUCGUGUUGCAGACCCAGCUGAACAUGUCGUGUUGAUUGACAGCCAUCUCCACUCUCCGGAGGGUCUCGCUGUGGACUGGAUCCACAAGAACAUGUACUGGACCGACUCUGGCAACAAAACCAUUUCCGUGGCCACCACUGACGGCUGGAAGCGGAAAACACUGUUCAGCCGGAGCCUGGGGGAGCCGAGAGCCAUCGCUGUGGACCCCACGUCAGGGUUCAUGUUCUGGUCAGAUUGGGGCGACCCGGCAAAGAUUGAGAAAGCGGGCCUGAAUGGGGGCGAUCGGCAGGUGCUGGUGUCCGAGGAGAUUGAGUGGCCCAAUGGGAUCACCAUAGAUGUGCUGACCCAUCGCUUGUACUGGGUGGACUCCAAGCUCCAUACCUUGUCCAGCGUGGACUUCAGUGGAUCCAACCGGAAGCUGCUGAUCUUCUCAGAGGAUAUGCUGAGUCACCCAUUUGGUCUCGCAGUGUUUGAGGACAAGGUGUUCUGGACAGAUCUGGAGAAUGAAGCCAUAUUCAGCGCCAACAGACUGACCGGGAAGGAGAUUUUUGUCUUGGCCGAGAAUCUAAACAACCCUCAUGAUAUCGUCGUCGUCCAUCAGCUUAAACAACCAAAAGCUGUGAACGCCUGUAACCAGGGACCUCUUCCCAAUGGCGGCUGCGAGUACCUGUGUCUGGCGGCUCCGCAGAUCUCCGUCCAUUCCCCCAAGUACACCUGUGCCUGCGCAGACGGGGUGGCGCUGGGACCGGACAUGCGGAGCUGUAAGAAAGUUGCAGUAACUAUCACUACUGAGCCAACGUUACCACCUCUCAGCACGGAUUCCCCAGCGGCAGAUCCUGCAACUGCUGCCACAACUGCAACACCCUCCUCAACUCCCUCCGCUACAACAGUGGUGACCCCUGACCUCUCCAGCACUACCGACAGCCUCCGAACUACCUCUAUGUCCACCCGCGGGGGGGUCCAGAUCAGGACUACGGGGAACACCAGUGUAUACCAGCAGUAUGGAAAUGCGGAUUCUGACCUCAGGUCCACACUGACUGCUGCAGUGAUCGGUGUAGCUGUGCCUGUUGCCGUCCUCGCACUUCUAUGCCUGUCUGGGUAUCUCAUCUGGAGAAACUGGAAACGAAAGAAUACAAAGAGUAUGAACUUUGAUAAUCCCGUUUAUCGGAAAACAACUGAAGAGGAAGAGGAGGAGGAAGAAGAGAUUCACAUUGGUCGAACAUCACAGAUUGGACAUGUCUACCCAGCUCGCGUGGCGUUAAGCUUGGAAGAUGACGACUUACCUUGAAGCCCAGCACAACAAACACUGCAGCUGUUCCCGUGUUUUCCCAGCGUAAACAUGACCAGCAUAACAUAUUACAUGCUACGCCGCCAGCAAACCUUAGCACGUAUCCUUGUCACAUGCGUGUGAUGUCAUGGGUCCCGCUCGUCAGCGAGAUCGCGGCAUUGAGUAGAUCUUGUGUUACAGGCAGAGGAGAAAACUCACCGACUCACCUCUGGAUUAUUCCAGACUCAUCCCUUUCUUAUUUAUUUUGCUGAUGGACAACCACAAAAAUUCCACGUUUCAGACAUCCAAAGGAUGUAAAGGUUUGUGUGUGUAAUCUUUUAUACAGAUUUUUACUUGAUCCGAGGAGCGGCCCUCCCUCUGUACAUAGCAGCCUCUUGGGACAAACAACCAUUUUAAUAUAUUAUAUUUAUAGAAGUUUUUUUGUACAUAAUUUAACAAGACUUUGUGGUUCUCCAUCAACAUAUAUUACAUUAAUGAUGAAACGUAGAAUUUUUUAGGAUAUUUAUUAACCCGGGUGUGCUUGGGGCUUUUGAGGAAGGGCAGAUGGCUCUGUAAAUAUGAGAGGGCUGAGAGUAUUUAUUUUCUGUAUGUUCAGGGUUUAUAUGAUUGCAGUAGAGCCCCAGGAUCUAUAACAGUAGGUGCACCUACCUGUCUGGUUGGUGGUAGGGAGUGUUCCAUUAUUUGUUUCUGUUCUCUUCUGUCUCCUUUUCUAUAAUUAAAACUGUCGUCCAGUAGAUUAAAGGGAAAAAAAAAUUGCUAAAAUAUUGGGACUAAAACAUAAAUGGUGAAAAUAAAUAAUUACUGAACACAGUCAUUUUGGGGGCCCAGAAUGUGCCCCCCCCCCCCCCCCCCCCCGUGCAUCUAACUCCUGAGGACAGGUGGUAUGUAUUUUUUAGGAACACACUGAGUAGACGUUAUGUUUGUGUGCUGGUUGGUUGAGGUAUCCUGGAGAGUGGGUCACAGAGAUCUCCCUCACUGUAUAUAUUCUUGGUACCAGCUCUGUGAUUGGUACUGCCGAUUCUAGCGGGCGUACGUUUCUGCACAGAAGAGGCAGCCAUUUUGUACAUUGAGUUAAUAUUCCUGAUAAUGCAGAUGGCCCUUCACGUGGCACCGGUGUCAUUGAAGCACAAAACACCAGUGCCACCAUCAUGUGAUUGGUUCCUGGGGCAGCCAUAGGCCGCUCUCUCACAAGAUGGCUACCUGUAAUGGCUGCAGGCAAUGGUCACACUAGAAUUCCUGUUAGGCUGAGGGACUGCUUGUGUUAGUUGGGUGAUUACUGUAUUGGGCCUAUAAGAGGUAGGUUAUAAUAUACUCUUGUAGGUUAGAGUGAAUUCUGUGAGGGCCGCACAAACAGAACGGGCGUCUGGAUAGAGCCCACCCGGGGGACAUCUACUUUCCUGGGGCUAAUGUAUAAUCUGCUACAACUUGAUGACAUUUUCCAUCUAGCCCAACAAAUACACAAAUGAGUCACUUUCCCUUUCGGGACAAAAUGCACGAUCGGGCAUCCGUGGCGUUUGCGCCUUCCACCGCCAGCCGUACCACUCUGCAGUCGCUGGUAUAUAAAGUGUGCAGUGUUAAUAUGAUGUUAGUUUAGGAGGCUCCAUCGUGUCCUUUGUCCAAGAGCUGCGUGUUCCACUGUUCCGUCUGUAUAACAGAGGAGUCUCUUAUCGCUGGAGGUGUGACCUAAUACACGUUAGUAAUGGCAGCGUGGAGUACGUGGCAGGAAUGGCUGUAUAUGGUGUAGACUAGCAGAGAACAAUUCCUAACACCAGCCGGGUUACACGUGACGUGGCCCCUUCUCUGCAGUGCCUGGUUCUCCUCUAGAACCACGUGCCGGUCCUACAUGUGCUGGAACAUCCCCCUUAUUACGGAAUAUCACUGGGAAACUGCCCGGUGGGCUAUAAUGUGAGAAUCACUUGUGUGCCACAUGCGGUUACAUGUCUGGUAUUAACGCAGAGCUCCCACACACCAGCACAUGUCUUCCUGCCAUCUUGUAUUUGGCGUUGCCCAUUGUAGCCUAUAGGCUACAAACCGCACUGGUUACCGGGCGGUAGUGGCCACUGAUACGUGUGCAGCCUGCCGUUCCCGGAACCAGAAAGUAGUGAUCACACUAUUGAUGUAUAUGGCAGGGCGCCAGGAACAGAAAUGCACGCUGCCGUCUCUGCGUCAGGCCGCAGCAGGAUCAGGGCGGGUUACGCACACAGUACAUGACUGGGCGGAGUAACAAUGGCGGCAGGCCUAUGUAUAUGACAGGACACCAGGAACAGAAAUACACGCUGCCGUCUCUGCGUCAGGCCGCAGCAGGAUCAGGGCGGGUUACGCACACAGUACAUGACUGGGCGGAGUAACAAUGGCGGCAGGCCUAUGUAUAUGACAGGACACCAGGAACAGAAAUACACGCUGCCGUCUCUGCGUCAGGCGGCAGCAGGAUCAGGGCGGGUUACGCACACAGCACAUGACUGUGGGCGGAGUAACAUUGGCGGCAGGCCUAUGUAUAUGGCUGGACGCCAGGAACAGAAAUACACGCUGCCGUCUCUGCGUCAGGCCGCAGCAGGAUCAGGGCGGGUUACGCACACAGCACAUGACUGUGGGCGGAGUAACAUUGGCGGCAGGCCUAUGUAUAUGGCAGGACGCCAGGAACAGAAAUACACGCUGCCGUCUCUGCGUCAGGCCGCAGCAGGAUCAGGGCGGUUUACGCACACAGCACAUGACUGGGCGGAGUAACAAUGGCGGCAGACCACUCAUUUAGGCUGUAUGAUCCCAUCAUAUCUUAUAUCACCUUCCCUGUCUUUGUAUGUUGCCACAUAUUACAUAUUGCAGGAUGCUAAUAAAAGUCCCAGGUGACAAAUCUGUAAGUAGGUUAAAUAUAGAAUAUUGCUUAUAACACAUUCUAUAUUCCAUUCUAUAUAGUGACUAAGCUAAUAAAUCUGAUAUAUAACAUGGCGUCCGUGUCGGCUGCAGUAGACAUGCGCAAUGCAACGUUCCGGGACAAUCGGAGUCAGGAAGACUACGGGCAGAACUUACUAACUGGCGGUUCCCUGACGGACGUCGCCAAACUACUCAAUUUACUACUCAGCGAUUUUGAUGGGGUGUUAUAAAUCGCUGUUGGUUUACACGUCACCAAACCGCCACAUCUAUCUGGCCAAUCAGGAGGUGAGGAAUCACAAUGCAGUUAUAAUUAGGGCACUCUUUAUAUACCCGAUAAUGAGGGAGAUAACAUUAAUAAUUCUAUUAUGCUGGGAACAGUAAUAUAUUAGGAGACAAAGUUAUUGUGUACGUUUAUUAAGAGGAAUAUUAUUUAUUAGUUACGUUGAAGGGGCAAUAUUAAUACUGUUACCCCGUCAUCGAAACAUUGUAUCAGUUUUCAAAAGCAUUUCUUAUAGCUUUGGUGGUUUCUACUAUUUAGCCCUAGGGGUAGAGUGAUCACAUGAUCCUAUGGUCACAUGAUGUUCUGUCCAUGUGUUUGGUGGUUAUUACAGGUGUCACCCACCUACUGUAGAGUGUGGCUGGUAUAUACAUGAUAUAUUUCCCUGUGGUCGGCGGCUCCCUCCUUCCUCCAUAUGUGCGCUCUGCGUUUGAUCCAGUGUCAUCGCAUUUCCCCAUGUGUAUGUAACAUUGUAUCUCACAGAUAUGCAGCGCCUCAGUAGAAUAGGAUUACAGAGCCGUACAGCGGCAUAACUGCGUCCCAGAGCCGUACAGCGGCAUCACUGCGUCCCAGGCGAACGUUAAUAUUACAGCUGUCCUGCCCUCACAUGUCAAUGUUACCAUAGUUCAGAUUACAGCGAGGAGGUGGGUCAUAGCGCGUGUUACACGUGGCGUCCUCUGGUGCGUCACAGGCUUUGCUGCGCUCUAUGGGACAAUAUUUGCGGCCAUAUCCCUGAAAACACUUGUAUUCGGAGUAUCGAGUAUCCCCCAAAUGUAUGAAGGAGGGACCGCAGCAGAUAUCUCCGAUAGGUUUCUAUGGAGGAUCUUUAUCAAUAUGCGGAAUGCGAAGUAUUCCCGGUAUGGGCCCCCGCAUGGCGGCAGCCCGCUAUAAGGUACACAUCAGUCCUGCAGAGUUCCCUAGAAACCUCCAAUGGAAUUGGCCUCUAUGCAUGGCGGUCAGGCUUACCGCACGUGUGCAGAAGCCGCGGCACCGCACUCAGCACAUCGCAGGGACGGUGAUACAUUCCCUGAUGUGAUCGCAUUUUACAGUGCAAUCCUGGGCGCUAGAUUGUGUUGGAAAAUGCGAUUAUUGAUAAAUGGAGCCCUAUAUCUUUCUGUACAGCCAAGUUACCUUCUACACAGUAGUGUGCCCAGCCUAUUACCAACAUGCCCCCCCAGUGUCCACUUCCCCCCACAGCGACGGGCGCCCUCGUGAAGAUAAAGACACUGUGCGGAUUUUCGGUGCCCGUCUGCAUGCAGGUAAUGCUGUGUUGUUGUUGGGCCAGAUUUCGAGGUGCCCGCCUCCAUUUCUCACACAUUCUCAAGAAAGGGAGUGUGUGUUCCUCUUGCGCACUGCGGCAAACUGCGCAAGCCCUGUGACGCUCACCAUGCGUAUAUGAGCAACACUCAAGUGCAUCCGAUCUUUUCACCAUUGGGCGCAAUGUACAGCCACUGACUGGUGCUCCCAUAACACGCCCUGGACACUCCCUCUCUUUGUGACUUUGUCACCUCCCAGUCUUCACCCUGACCCGCCCAUGGAUUGCAGAAACCACCUCAGGUAAUACCGAUGUUCUUCACGCAUGCGCAGUUUGCAGAUUAUCGCUCCUAACGUGCAUCUUCUAUGCCCAUUAACCUCAUUUCUGCUGAACAAUCGCACCGGUGUCUUGGUCUCAGCAAUGCUGGUGGUAGUGACCGCGUCACCUCCUGUGUCACUAGACCACAUAUCAUUCUCUGUAGCCGCUAUGCAGCUGUGUCUCUGAUGAGACAUUGUCAUUUCCUGGUGACCACUCAUAAAAGCCAUAUUCUAUAUAAAGCAGAAGGCAGGUUAUCCUCACCCACUGUGGCCACAGAAAUCUGCGGAUGCAAAGGAUGCUGGGAGAACAUGGCGCAUCUCCUCACUGAGCUCAGGGCACAAACAUUGGAGAAUUCACUCCCCAGUAGACAUUACUUGGUUGGUUACUCACAGGGGCUCAUUCACUCCUCGGUAGAUAUUACUUGGUUGGAUACUCGUAGGGGCUUAUUUACUCCUCUGAAGACAUUACUUGGUUGGAUACUCAUAGGGGCUCAUUCAAUCCUCGGUAGAUAUUACUUGGUUGGACACUCAAGAGGGGCUCAUUCGCUCCUCUAUAGACAUUACUUGGUUGGAUACUCAUAAGGGCUCAUUACUUCCCAGUAGAUAUUACUUGGUUGGAUACUCAUAGGGGCUCCUUCACUCCUCUAUAGGCAUUACUUGGUUGGAUACUCAUAGGGGCCCAUUCACUCCUCUAAAGACAUUAAUUGAUUGGAUACUCAUAGGGGCCCAUUCACUCCUCUAUAAACAUUACUUGGUUGGAUACUCGUAGGGGCUCAUUUACUUCUCUGAAGACAUUACUUGGUUGGAUACUCAUAGGGGCUCAUUCAAUCCUCGGUAGAUAUUACUUGGUUGGACACUCAGAGGGGCUCAUUCACUCCUUUGUAGACAUUACUUGGUUGGAUACUCACAGGGGCUCAUUCACUCCUCGGUAGAUAUUACUUGGUUGGAUACUCAUAGGGGCUCAUUCACUCCUCGGUAGAUAUUACUUGGUUGGACACUCAGAGGGGCUCAUUCGCUCCUUUGUAGACAUUACUUGGUUGGAUACUCACAGGGGCUCAUUCACUCCUCGGUAGACAUUACUUGGUUGGAUACUCACAGGGGCUCAUUCACUCCUCUGUAGACAUUACUUGGUUGGAUACUCAUAGGGGCUCAUUAACUCCUCUGUAGACAUUACUUGGUUGGAUACUCACAGGGGCUCAUUCAUCCUCUGUAGAUAUUACUUGGUUGGAUACUCAUAGGGGCUCAUUCAAUCCUCUGUAGAUAUUACUUGGUUGGAUACUCAUAGGGGCUCAUUCAAUCCUCUGUAGAUAUUACUUGGUUGGACACUCAUAGGGGCUCAUUCACUCCCCGGUAGACAUUACUUGGUUGGAUACUCAUAGGGACUCAUUCACUUCACUCCUUUGUAGACAUUACUUGGUUGGAUACUCAUAGGGGCUCAUUAACUCCUCUGUAGACAUUACUUGGUUGGAUACUCAUAGGGGCUCAUUAACUCCUCUGUAGACAUUACUUGGUUGGAUACUCACAGGGGCUCAUUCAUCCUCUGUAGAUAUUACUUGGUUGGAUACUCAUAGGGGCUCAUUCAAUCCUCUGUAGAUAUUACUUGGUUGGACACUCAUAGGGGCUCAUUCACUCCCCGGUAGACAUUACUUGGUUGGAUACUCAUAGGGACUCAUUCACUUCACUCCUUUGUAGACAUUACUUGGUUGGAUACUCAUAGGGGCUCAUUAACUCCUCUGUAGACAUUACUUGGUUGGAUACUCACAGGGGCUCAUUCAUCCUCGGUAGAUAUUACUUGGUUGGAUACUCAUAGAGGCUUAAUCACUUCUCUGUAGACAUUACUUGGUUGGAUACUCAUAGGGGCUCAUUCAAUCCUCUGUAGAUAUUACUUGGUUGGACACUCACAGGGGCUCAUUCACUCCUCUGUAGACAUUACUUUGUUGGAUACUCAUAGGGGCUCAUUCACUCCCCGGUAGACAUUACUUGGUUGGAUACUCAUAGGGGCUCAUUAACUCCUCUGUAGACAUUACUUGGUUGGAUACUCACAGGGGCUCAUUCAUCCUCGGUAGAUAUUACUUGGUUGGAUACUCAUAGAGGCUUAAUCACUUCUCUGUAGACAUUACUUGGUUGGAUACUCAUAGGGGCUCAUUCAAUCCUCUGUAGAUAUUACUUGGUUGGACACUCACAGGGGCUCAUUCACUCCUCUGUAGACAUUACUUGGUUGGAUACUCAUAGGGGCUCAUUCUCUCCCCGGUAGACAUUACUUGGUUGGAUACUCAUAGGGACUCAUUCACUCCUCUGUAGACAUUACUUGGUUGGAUACUCACAGGGGCUCAUUCACUCCUCUGUAGACAUUACUUGGUUGGAUACUCAUAGGGGCUCAUUCACUCCUCUGAAGACAUUACUUGGUUGGAUAUUCAUAGGGGCUCAUUCACUCCUCGGUAGACAUUACAUGGUUGGAUACUCAUAGGGGCUCAUUCACUCCUCUGUAGACAUUACUUGGUUGGAUACUCAUAGGGGCUCAUUCAUUCCUUGGUAGAUAUUACUUGGUUGGACACUCAGAGGAUCUCAUUCACUCCUUUGUAGACAUUACUUGGUUGGAUACUCACAGGGGCUCAUUCACUCCUCGGUAGAUAUUACUUGGUGGAUACUCACAGGGGCUCAUUCACUCCUUUUGUAGACAUUACUUGGUUGGAUACUCAAGGGCUUAUUCACUCCUCUGUAGACAUUACUUGGUUGGAUACUCACAGGGGCUCAUUCACGCCUCUGUAGACAUUACUUGGUUAGAUACUCACGGGCUUAUUCACUCCUCGGUAGAUAUUACUUGGUUGGAUACUAAUAGGGCUCUUGUUUAGUGCACAGUACUUUCUUGGUCAAACAAAAUGGCUGAAACAUUGCCAACAGUAAGUUAAUAGAAACGGUCCAUGUCAAACUCUCUAAAUGAGCACAGAUAUAAUUCCAACUACUGCAUGUUGGUGUAUGUAUAUUUAUGUAUGUUUGCGUGUGUAUGGGUGUAUAUGUAUGUAUGGGUACACGCAGUACAUGUCAUGCAGGACUCUGAGUGAGUGGGUGCAUUGCAGGCUGGCCCAGCAUUGUAUAAGGGCACUUUACAUUCAUCUAACCAACAUAGGUACAGGUCAACCAAAGUUGUUCAUAUUUUUUAAAUAAGGGUUGAAUUUCUUAAAUCACAUUUCUUUUUAUAUAUAUAUAUGCAGAUAAAAUGUGUAUUUACCAGAGCUCUGUUUGUUGACCCCCCCGCCUGCAGUUACCUUAGAUGUUGGGGGGGUAAUGUAACCCCUGCAUUACCACAAGUGAGGUUGGAGGACAAUGUGUGUGAGGUGCACUGUGGUACCUGGUACUGGGGUGUAGGAACAUCUGUAAAUAAAUACCAUGUCUUACUUAACCCAUAUUCUUAACUUGUUGUACAAUUAUGACCUGUUUCUACAUAGAAAAUAAAACUUUUUUACCCUA
This is a messenger RNA of Pseudophryne corroboree (corroboree frog), 11067 nucleotides long. It is a transcript of the gene LRP8, whose product is annotated as LDL receptor related protein 8. Gene Ontology annotation, biological process: ventral spinal cord development. Gene Ontology annotation, molecular function: protein binding; calcium ion binding. The transcript is spliced from 19 exons. Bases 87 to 2882 code for a protein of 931 amino acids. Gene Ontology annotation, cellular component: caveola; plasma membrane. The record is from RefSeq and is a predicted model, not a curated record. NCBI's taxonomy places the organism in Eukaryota, Metazoa, Chordata, Amphibia, Anura, Myobatrachidae.